AUGCUCGGGGCCUUGUUAACUUCCUUCACUCAUUUUGGGGCCGCAUUAUGCGCGCAGCCGUCAGCCCCGUCUCCCAUUGCUGCACCUCUACGCGAGCUGCCAUGGGCGCAGUUAAACUUCCUGCACACUACCGACAUCCACGGGUGGUGGGGUGGACAUUUGCAAGAACCCUCAUACUCGGCUGACUGGGGAGACUACGUAUCAUUCGCCAAGCACCUGCACGAUAAAGCUGAUGCAGAAGGUUCAGACCUCCUCCUUAUCGACACCGGAGACCGCGUCGAAGGAAACGCAAUAUACGACUCCUCAAAGCCGCGCGGCAAGUUCACAUACGAAAUAGCAAAGGAACAGCAGAUCGACUUGAUAUGCUCCGGCAACCAUGAGCUCUACAAAGCGCACACGGCAAAUGGCGAGUUUUAUCAUACGGUUCCAGACUUCAAGGGCCACUACCUCGCCUCUAACCUCGAUAUCUACAACCCUGACACCGGAGAGCGCCAACCCCUUGCACCACGAUACAAAAAGUUCAAGACGAAGAACCAAGGGAUACGCAUCCUCGCUUUCGGCUUCCUCUUCGAUUUCACUGGAAACGAUAAUAACACCGUCGUUAUCCCCGUUGAGCAAACAGUAAAAGAAGCUUGGUUUACAGAAGCCCUGAGGGACAAAGAUGUCGACCUCAUCCUCGUAUUUGGCCAUGUCGACGUCAGAUCACCGGAAUACGCACUCCUCUUCUCCACCAUCCGGAAAGCGCACUGGGACACGCCGAUCCAGUUCUUCGGCGGGCACACGCAUAUCCGGGACUACAAGAUCUUCGACCCCAAAUCCGUGGCCCUGGAGAGCGGACGGUAUAUGGAAACCAUCGGCUUCAUGUCCAUCGAAGGACUUUCCACAGGAGGCUCAUCCACCCAGCAGCCAAAAUCGCGGAAAUCUAAACUUGCGUUCGCCCGACGGUACAUCGACAACAACCUCUAUUCCUUCCAGCACCACAGCGGAAAGGAUAGCCAGACUUUUCUGACAGAACGGGGCCUCAACGUGACCCGCGCCAUCAUUUCCGCCCGCAAAUCCCUCGGCCUCGGCACACGCUACGGCUGCGCGCCCUCCGAUCUCUGGGUCAGUCGCCGGCCCUAUCCACAUCACGAAAGCAUCUUCACCUGGCUCGACGAGGAGCUGCUACCCCAGUCCAUCGAGCCCGAAGACGGCGGAAAAGCACUCGUCAUAACGAACACGGGCGGCAUCCGCUUCGACAUCUUCAAAGGGCCCUUCACAAAAGACACAAAAUUCCUCGUCUCACCGUUUACCUCGGGCAUACGGUAUAUAAAAGACGUACCGUACGCGGCGGCGAAGAGAGUAUUGCAGCUGCUGAAUAACGAGGGUCCGAUACUAGACGCUAUGAGUGAACGGGGUGUGUAUCUGCAGCCCCCGGAGCACGUUGCUGCGCAGUAUCGUCCCGAACUAUAUACCUAUCCUCCUCCUCCUCCUCCUUCUUCUUCUUCUUCUUCCUACCACGAGCCCAAUCGGCUCUCCCAGUCUCCCUUGAAAGCUCAAACGAAACCACUACCACCCGGCUACACGACUUGGGACGAUGCCGGCGAGGAUGGAGAUGAUACGCUGCACUCGCCGAUCCAAUUCUACGAGGUGCCGAACUGCGUACAAGCAACGAUUGGCUUUAAUCCCGAAGAAGACGAAGAGCCGCAGGCGGUGGAUGUCAUGUACAACGAGUUUAUCGAGAAGUGGGUGCUUCUGGCCCUGGAGUACCUGGGUGAGAGUUAUAGUGAAGAGGAUACGGAAUACUAUGCGCAUGGCAAGAGUUUUACGGAUAUUAUGACGGAUUGGGUGAAGGAGCACUGGGAUGUGAAAGGGGAGAGCUGUCCAGAAUAGAUCUGCGCGUAGCACAUGUGGGCAGACUAGCUGUACGCUGGGGAUAUCCUAGACUUGGUGCUUGGGUUGGUUCAUAUUCUGGGUUUCGCCUCGCAUAGCAUGCUCUCGGCCAGCUCAAAAGUAUGGUAUGAGCAGUAGGGACGUCAAUAAUUGAAGUAGAAUCUGCCAUCUAUUCAUCCUCUCCCUCAGGUAACUAUAUAUACAUCAUUCUCAUUCCAUUUCGACUCAAUCAUCC
Trematosphaeria pertusa is the source of this 2107-nucleotide messenger RNA. RefSeq names its product ser/Thr protein phosphatase-like protein family. The record is from RefSeq and is a predicted model, not a curated record. Gene Ontology annotation, biological process: nucleotide catabolic process. The coding region runs from base 1 to 1872 and encodes 623 amino acids. NCBI's taxonomy places the organism in Eukaryota, Fungi, Ascomycota, Dothideomycetes, Pleosporales, Trematosphaeriaceae. The transcript is spliced from 2 exons. Gene Ontology annotation, cellular component: cytosol. Gene Ontology annotation, molecular function: hydrolase activity.